Molecule: messenger RNA, 1909 nt
Organism: Chaetomium strumarium
Lineage: Eukaryota; Fungi; Ascomycota; Sordariomycetes; Sordariales; Chaetomiaceae
Product: major facilitator superfamily domain-containing protein
Exons: 5
Coding region: 129-1787 (552 amino acids)
Biological process (GO): transmembrane transport
Cellular component (GO): plasma membrane
Molecular function (GO): transmembrane transporter activity
Source: RefSeq, a predicted model, not a curated record
UGUGCAUAAAUAAACAAGCACACACCUCCACGACGAUCAGUGCCAACUGAAGUUCCAGAGAUUUUUCCUUUUCCCUUUGCUUAUCUUUUUUCUCUUCGGUACCUGGUUCAGGUACUAUAGUCGCCAAAAUGCCGUUCGGAAUCCUGGACUGCAAGAAGAUGGAAAUCGUGCCUGGCACGGCUUUCAUGUCCGACCAGGACGACCUGCCACCAGAGUAUGCCGACAUACCCCGCGAGCAGCUCAAGCACGGCACAGGGCGUUUCAAGGACGUCAUCCUCGUCCCCCAGCCGUCCGACGAUCCCAACGACCCGCUGAACUGGCCGCAAUGGAAGAAAGAGCUAAUCCUCUUCAUCGUCGGCCUCUCCGCAGCAGUGGUCGGCGCCUACGGGCCGAUGCUGUCCCCGGGCUUUGUCGACAUCGCGCGCGACCUGGACAUCACGAUCGACGUGCUCGCGCAGUCGACGGCCUGGCUGAUCCUGACCAUCGGCCUGGGCCUGUUCAUCACCAACCCGCUGGCCAAGAUCAUCGGCCGCCGGCCCGUGUACUUGGCCGCCAUCGUCAUCAUGUUUGCGACCAGCGUCUGGAGCGCCGUGACCAAGGAGUAUGGCUCGUUCUUGGGCAGCCGCAUCGUCGCGGGCAUUGGCAUGGCGCCCUACGAGGUUCUCGUGCAGUGCACGAUCGGGGAUCUGUAUUUCACCCACGAGAGAGCUACCAGGAUUGCGAUUUGGAAUUUGUUCCUCUUGACGGGCAUCAGUGGUGGUGCGCUGGUCGCUGGAUAUAUCAUUGAGAAGGAUGGGUAUCGGUGGACGUUUGGCGUGUGUGCCAUUUUCUUUGGCGUCCUGAUGAUGGCCGUGUUCUUCCUGGUCCCCGAGACGGCGUACCGGAGGAACACGGUGGUGGUGGUUGCUUCCUCGGCUAGCGACAAGGAGGAGGCGGGCAGCGUCCGCCACGUGAAGCUGGAGAAGAAUGAUAUGAGCGACACCAGCCACAAGGAGGAGGCGUCGACUGUGGCGCCGACGGUCCCCAAGAAGCACACGUACUGGCAAUCGCUCCGGGUUUGGACCGGUCGCUACUCGAAAGCACCCGGCUGGAAGCCGUUCGUCCGACCGUGCGUCAUGUUCUUCUACCCGGCCGUGUUUUGGGGAUUCCUGGUCUACGGCACCGUCAUCACCUGGAUCGUCGUCUUCUCGGUCGUCAACGGCGUCAUCUUCGUCGGCCCGCCGUACAACUUUACCGUCAGCCAGACGGGCCUCAUCAGUCUCUCGCCCUUCAUCAUGACCAUCAUCGGCGAGCUGGUCUCGGGUCCGCUUAACGACUGGAUCUGCGUCUACCUCACCAAGAAGAACCGGGGCAUCUACGAGCCCGAGUUCCGGCUGCCGCUGAUGGUGGUCUCUCUCGUCCUCGGCGUCGUCGGCUUCUUCGGCUUCGGCGCCACCGUCGAGUACCAGACCCACUGGGCCGGCCCCGUGCUGUGCUUCGGCCUCGCCAACAUGAGCCUGGUGUUCUCGGCCACCUGCGUGUUCGGCUACGUCAUCGACAGCUACAAGGAGCACAACGAGGAGGCGUUUGUGGCCAUCAAUGCUAGGAACCUGCUCACAUUCGGCCUGACCUACUUUGUGAACUCGUGGCUGGAGCAGCAGGGGCCGCUGAUCGUCUUCUCCAUCCUCGGCGGGCUGUUUGUGUUUGUCUCGCUGCUGACGAUUCCGCUGUGGAUUUUUGGCAAGAAGUGCCGCAGCUUUACAGGCCGCAACGAGUGGCUGCAGCGGUUCAUGAACGAUAAGGACUAAAGGACGGCAACCCGGGGCUACGGAGGCCGAAAGGAGGUUUAUGGUUUGCCUGUGGGUUUGUUAGAACAGUAGUGCUCCUAGUAGUAUAUGCACUGAGCAAUGAGCUGUGGGGGGGUGUCUGU